UUUAUGUAAUAUACAUAAAUUCGGUUAUUCUAGUGGAAAGUUUUAAUAUCGUCCGUUGCAGUGCUUUCCUUUAUAAAUGCAUAUAUAGUCGAUAAGCUGUAUAGUGGUGACGUCAAUUUGACGUUAGCGUUCUUUUCAACUUUGAGCUGCAAGUGAACAAACGUGUAAUUACAAUACAGAGAGAAGUAUUUUGAAAAUAUCAAGUUGAAUUACUAUAGUGGAUAUUAAAGUUGGUAUUUUAUAUAUGUAUAAUAGGCAAAGAGAUAUAAUGGAUAAUACAAAAAAUUGUUUUAAUUAAAAAAUUGUAAAAUAGUUAGAAAUUGUUGAAUUUCGAAACGGCGUGGCCGCCACGUGGUGCCGAAUAUGAAAUAAAGAAAAAAUAUUUAAUCACAAUACGACUUAAGUUAAAGAAAUGAUAUUUUUGUGGUGACUUUAUAUUUGGUGAAUAUUUCACCCAGUGAUUCUGCUGCGGAAGUAAUUAUUUCGUAGAACACGACAUACUAUCAAUUCAACAAAAACGAUAAUACAUCGUUUGAACGGCUACAGCUUUAAGAUAUAUUGUCAUUGAUUAAAGACUUUUUGUUACACACACAAACAAACGAAUAAAUUUGAAAUAAGUAAAUAAAUAAAAUUAAUAAAAAUAAAUUAAUAAAUAAAUAUAAUUGUGAGUUUCAGUAUGUUGAGAAGAGGUACCAGGAAGCGUACAGCAUCAGCGAGAGCUGGAGUAAGAAGGACCCCGGUGGUGUCGAAGGGAGUUUCGUCACGGGCGUCAGUACAAUCAUCUAUGACGGUUACAAGGCCUGAGGCUAUCUAUACUACUUCUGGACAUGACGGCGCUGCCAUACCAACAACUGCAACAUUAUCAACGACAAGAAUGUUGAUGCCAACAUUUUCCAGCAAUCAGGACAACUCCGUCCACAUUCCGGACAUGUUAUCAUGGCAACCAAGACCAGCAAUAGACCCCCAGCCAACUGUUGAUAACACACAGUUUGUGUCACAAACAGGCCAAGAAGUGUCAGUAUGGAUAGUAGGCUCAUCUUUGAUAAGAAAUGCAUUUGUACACGCAAGAAGUAGAACAGGUGGUGUAAAUUUAGGUCUCCAUAGAAUAGGAGUCAAAAUUUGGUGGCAAGGGUAUGGUGGCAUGGGUUUAAAAGAUUUGGAAUCGACAAUAAAAAGACUGAUGAAAUAUGAAAAAGCGCCGAAAUAUCUUGUCCUUCAUAUUGCUGGAAAUGAUUUGGGGAAGACAAAAUUAGGAUUUUUAAGGAAUGAAAUCAAGGCCACCUUGGAGAAGGUACAAAGUUAUCUACCGAAUAGUUCGAUUGUAUGGUCUCAGAUUUUACCCAGAACAAAUUGGCGUCAUUCAAAAAGUCAGGAUAGCAUGAUGGCAUGCAGAAUAAGAAUAAAUAGUGCCAUUGCUUCAUUCGUGUUAAAGAAUGGGGGACAUUAUAUAAAGUAUCCAGAUAUUCUUCCUAAUAGUACUUUUUUAAAGGAAGAUGGUGUUCAUUUGACUGAUCUAGGAAAUGACAUAUUUCUAAAUAAUUUGCAAGGUGCGCUUGAAAUGUUUAUUUGUUCUGGUUCUUAUACAUAUCCAGAUACAUUUGGUACUAGUAUGUGUAUAUCUUAAAUAAUUUUAAAACAGUAUUGGCCACAGUCCUAUCGCAGCUUCAUCCCCACUUUAGUGGCGGUUGAUCCGGUACGGUUGAGUUUGACUAUACCGUACCUAAUCAAUUUGGCAACUUCGCUGCGUGUGAUAAACUACAGUUACAGUUGUCUAUAUUUUAGUGACAUUAAAAGUACAUUUUGUGGAUCGCUGUAUCCCAGGAUCCAACAGCUAAGUUAGUUGAUCGCUGUAUCCCAGGAUCAUACAUCUAUCUAUCUAUAUAUAUCUAUCUAGUAUCUGUAGGUUGCCAGAGGUAACCAAAAAAUGAUCUAUACAUCUAUGAAUCUAUACAUCUAUGAAUCUAUCUAGUUGAACAAUUUAUAUCGUUGAAUCUAUAUGUGUACAUAUUUAAAUUUGUGUUAAUAAUAAAAAGCUGUGGUCAAUACUGCCAAUAAAUCUUAGUUUUACAAGCCAUCUCGAAUAAUAGAAUUUAUGUAAUAUACAUAAAUUCGGUUAUUCUAGUGGAAAGUUUUAAUAUCGUCCGUUGCAGUGCUUUCCUUUAUAAAUGCAUAUAUAGUCGAUAAGCUGUAUAGUGGUGACGUCAAUUUGACGUUAGCGUUCUUUUCAACUUUGAGCUGCAAGUGAACAAACGUGUAAUUACAAUACAGAGAGAAGUAUUUUGAAAAUACCCACCCUCCCUCCACCAUAUAUAGUUAAAUCAUGUAGUUUUGUUUGGGUACUGCUCUUUUGUUCUUUUUAUUUUCAGGUACAUGUAUAUACGAGUAGUUAGAGUUCCAGUAUGAAAAAUUCUCCUCCAUUGAUGAUUUGCCAUGUGAUGUCAAAAAUUGCAGUAGUCAGUUAGAUGUUGGUUGUAUAGAAACAUUUGAUCGUUAAAAAGUGAAAAAUGUGUUGGCAACUUCGCUGCGUGUGAUAAACUACAGUUACAGUUGUCUAUAUUUUAGUGACAUUAAAAGUACAUUUUGUGGAUCGCUGUAUCCCAGGAUCCAACAGCUAAGUUAGUUGAUCGCUGUAUCCCAGGAUCAUACAUCUAUCUAUCUAUAUAUAUCUAUCUAGUAUCUGUAGGUUGCCAGAGGUAACCAAAAAAUGAUCUAUACAUCUAUGAAUCUAUACAUCUAUGAAUCUAUCUAGUUGAACAAUUUAUAUCGUUGAAUCUAUAUGUGUACAUAUUUAAAUUUGUGUUAAUAAUAAAAAGCUGUGGUCAAUACUGCCAAUAAAUCUUAGUUUUACAAGCCAUCUC
Messenger RNA from Mytilus trossulus (common blue mussel), 2858 nucleotides. RefSeq lists its product as uncharacterized. The record is from RefSeq and is a predicted model, not a curated record. The transcript is spliced from 2 exons. Lineage: Eukaryota; Metazoa; Mollusca; Bivalvia; Mytilida; Mytilidae. Bases 677 to 1624 code for a protein of 315 amino acids.